AUGAUGCAGCGUGGAACCAACAAYCCCAAAAUGAUCUUUAACAAGAAUGCAGUUUGUGUCCCCACUGAAACUGGUUUCCAGUGUGAGUGUGAAGAGCAGUUUGCUUGGCCGUACAGCACCUGCAUCGCAUAUGGAGCUUGUGAUUUCAUAUCCAGCGGCGUCUGCAAAUGCAUCUCAGCGAUUCCAGCUGACGGCUCUUCCUGUCAGCUGAUCUCAGAGCUGCUUGUUCAGUCUAAAUAUGAGGUUGAAGUGGAGCUGAACCUAACGGAURAUGAAACAGUGGAAUUCCUCAGGAAUCUUCUGAACAAUGGCAGCUUCUUUACCUUGAACCCCACAGUGAAUGUCACACAGAUCGACCUCACCACAGUUUGUUCUCCAAUCAGUGGUGAUUACCAGUGCAGAUGUGAGGAUCAGUAUCGUUGGCCAUGUGACCAGUGUGUAACAUAUGGAUCMUGUGACAACAUCACUGGUGACACAUGUGGAUGCAUCAGUGGCAUUCCUGCUGAUGGACAGUACUGCCAGGCUGAGGAUCAAUACAACUUUACACCCUGUCCUCCAACAACAGCAAUAACUCUAACACGUACAACCUCCACAGUGCCAGCAGUCAUCCAUCGAUUCAUCAUUUCUGUUGAUCUGACGACCACAGAUGCUGGAGUCGUAGAGCAGCUGAGAAACAUCAGCUACCCCAUCAGCCUCAGUGAAAGCGUCCAGCUCUCUACUGUGAACAUUUCUACAGUGUGCUCCCCCUACAAUACCAGCUACCAGUGCAGAUGUGAGGAUCAGUAUGGUUGGCCUUGUGACAUGUGCUCCACUUAUGGCCAAUGCAACAAUGUUCUGGACAGUACCUGUGGAUGCAUCAAUGCACUUCUUCCAAAUAAUACUUACUGCCAGCCACUAUCAGAUCUUGAUGUUUGUCCAACACCAACUCCUAGUGGUUCAAUACCAGCUCCCUCAACAUCUGCAAACAUUACCACGACUGUACCAACAACUAAUGAGACGGCUCCGACUCCAUCUGCUCCUACUACAACCUCAAUACUUGUAACAAAUUCAACACAAGCCACCACUAAUGCAACAACAACACCAUMUAUGACAACUGCUGUGACAACUUUUACUAAUGGAACAACGAAUACAACAGCUCCAGAGACACCACUUAUUGCAACUACACCUCUACCUCCUCCAACUCCAACUUCAACAGCUGUAACAAGUAAGUCUCUAAGAAGUAGCUAAAAUAUUAUCUGUUAAUGCCUAUAGGAAGAGGCAUUAAAACUAUAUAUUAAAACUGAGAAAAGUGUCAAUUUUAAUACUUUUCUCCUCUAGAUUCAACACAAGACACCACUAAUGCAACAACACAUAUGACAACAGCAGUGACAAGUGAAGUUUUUUACAAAACAGUUACGGAGUAGCCUGUAGAUUGGCUGAAUAGAUUAGA
Molecule: messenger RNA, 1429 nt
Organism: Poecilia reticulata (guppy)
Lineage: Eukaryota; Metazoa; Chordata; Actinopteri; Cyprinodontiformes; Poeciliidae
Source: RefSeq, a predicted model, not a curated record